ACAGUUCAAGUUCUCCGAGGAAGAUGGUUCAUGCUGUUUGCAUCUGUCAUUCUCAUGGCUAGUACCGGAGGAACUUAUGUUUUCGGGAUAUACUCCAAAGCGAUUAAGAAAACUCUCGGGUACGACCAGACAACCCUUAAUUUGCUUGGUUUCUUCAAAGAUCUUGGAACUACCGUUGGGAUUUUCGCUGGUCUUAUUGCUGAAGUGACUCCAAAUUGGUUUGUUCUGCUUGUUGGUGCAUCCUUGAACUUUGUUGGAUACUUCAUGGUGUGGAUUAGUAUAAGUGGUCGUAUUUCAAAACCCCACAUUUGGCAGAUGUGCCUGUACAUUUGCGUUGGUGCUAAUUCUCAGAAUUUUACCCUCACAAGUGUUAUGGUCACUGCUGUAAAGAACUUUCCAGACAACCGAGGUACCCUAAUAGGUCUCCUGAAGGGAUUCACUGGCCUAAGCGGAGCCGUCAUGACACAGCUUUACCUUGCCAUAUAUGGUAACGACUCUAAAUCUCUAAUCCUUUUCAUUGCGUGGAUUCCUGCUGUUGCAUUCGUCUUCUUUGCCUAUGCAAUCUGUCUGUUUAGAGUCGUUCGACAGCCAAACAUUGAAAAGAGAGUUAUAUACAAGUAUCUCUGGAUAUCUGUUGUGCUAGCUCUAUUCAUAAUGGUUAUGACCAUAAUUCAGAAACAGAAGACUUUCUCACACGUUGGAUAUGUUAUAACUGCAACCGCUGUGUGCAUCUUACUCUUUGCACCUGUAUAUGCAUCGAUCAAGGAAGAGCUUGUUCCCUGGAAGAAAAGUCUUACAGCCCCAGAAAUUAUAACUGUCGAAAUUCCAUCUCUUAUACAAUUAGCAGAAGAAGACAAACCCAAGCCAAAAGUUACUUGUUUUUCGAAUGUUUUCAACCCCCCAGAAAAGGGUGAAGACUAUACCAUUUUGCAGGCCAUGUUGAGCAUUGACAUGUUAUUGCCCAUCAUUGGGGGAUUCUGUGGACUCGGCACCAGUCUCACUGCGAUCGACAAUUUGGGUCAGAUUGGUGAAUCUCUUGGAUACCCAACACUUACCAUAAGUACAUUUGUCUCGCUUAUGAGUAUUUGGAACUAUUUCGGGAGAGUUGGUGUCGGUUUGAUCUCUGAAAUCAUCCUUACUAAGUGGAAAUUUCCCAGAACUUUGGUUCUAGCAAUCGUCCUUCUUAUUUCUUGUGUUGGUCACAUGCUUAUCGCCUUCCCAUUUUCUGAUUCUAUCUACAUUGCCUCAGUGAUCAUAGGUUUUUGUUAUGGUGCACAUGUAACUCUUAUCUUCACCAUUAUAUCUGAACUCUUUGGACUCAAGUAUUACUCGACAUUGUAUAAUUGUGCGAUACUAGCGAUGCCCCUCGGAUCUUACGUGUUCAAUGUACGAGUUGCAGGAUUCCUUUAUGACAAAGAGGCAUUGAAGCAGUUGAAUGUAUUAGGACUUAGUCGGGAUUCUGGGAAGGAAUUGACAUGUAUUGGAAAAGAGUGUUACAAGUUUUGUUUUAUUAUUUUAGCAGCAGCAACAUUCAUUGCAGCCCUAGCUUCUUUCAUUUUGUUCAUUAGGACAAGAAAAUUCUACAAGGGAGAUAUUUAUAAAAAUUUCAGACAGGAAACAACCGUGGCUAAUGCAAAAUCCGAAACUAUUGAGCUGGUUUCGCCGAUGAACUCUAAUACUAAGAGUAAGGUAGUAGGCUAG
Papaver somniferum (opium poppy) is the source of this 1701-nucleotide messenger RNA. Its product is annotated as protein NUCLEAR FUSION DEFECTIVE 4-like. Lineage: Eukaryota; Viridiplantae; Streptophyta; Magnoliopsida; Ranunculales; Papaveraceae. The record is from RefSeq and is a predicted model, not a curated record. The coding region runs from base 31 to 1701 and encodes 556 amino acids. The transcript has a single exon. Gene Ontology annotation, cellular component: membrane.